Messenger RNA from Acanthamoeba castellanii str. Neff, 1881 nucleotides. Its product is annotated as acylCoA dehydrogenase, C-terminal domain containing protein. The transcript has 12 exons. Gene Ontology annotation, molecular function: oxidoreductase activity, acting on the CH-CH group of donors. The record is from RefSeq and is a predicted model, not a curated record. Bases 1 to 1881 code for a protein of 626 amino acids. NCBI's taxonomy places the organism in Eukaryota, Discosea, Longamoebia, Acanthamoebidae.
AUGGAGGACGGAGGCCAAGGAUUCCUGCAGGACCCACCGAGACUGGGCAACCAGUACAUCGAAGACACCCCUUUGCGUGAGGUGCUCCAGCGUCUGCUGCCCGAAGACGUGCUUCAGUCCAUCGAACCCGACCUCCAGCGCUUUGGCUGGCGUGUAGUCGAGGAGUGCACCCUGCACGGAAAGAACAUCAAGCAACAGCCGCCCGUGCUAGUGCAGUACAACGCCUGGGGUCGGCGCAUCGACCAGAUUCGAAUCGGCGAGGGCUGGAAGAGGCUCAACGAUGUCUCUGCCGAGGAGGGCCUCAUCGCCAUCGGCUACGAGAGGAAGCAGAAGGAGUACAGCCGUGUCUACCAAUUCGCCAAGAUGCACCUGUUUGGACCGUACUCGGCGGUCUACACGUGUCCUCUGUCGAUGACCGACGGUGCCACGCGCCUGUGCGAGAUCAUGAAGCCGCGCGUGGGCGACGACAGCGGGACGCCCUAUUCCAUCCACGACCUGUUCGACCACUACACGUCGAAGGACCCGGCCAAGUUCUGGACGUCGGGUCAGUGGAUGACCGAAAAGCCCGGCGGCAGCGACGUGGGCAAUACCGAAACCAUCGCCAGGCCCGUUCCCGGUGACAAGCUCAUGUACCGCCUGCACGGCAUCAAGUUCUUCACUUCGGCCACGUUGUCGGAGACGGCGUUCGCGCUGGCUCGUGUGAUCGAUGACAAGACUGGCCCGACGGGGGUGGCCGGCAGCCGGGGCCUGUCCCUAUUCUACAUCCAGCUCAGGGACGACGAGGGCAACCUCAAGAACAUCAAGAUUCGGCGCCUCAAGGAGAAGCUCGGCACGAAGAGCCUGCCCACCGCCGAGCUGGAGCUCUGCGGCACGCCGGCACGGCUCGUCGGCCAAGUGGGUCGGGGUGUGGCCACCAUCGCCACACUCUUCAACAUCACUCGCAUCUACUCUGCUUCGGCUUCUGUUGCCUCGAUGCGGAAGGCGAUCGCUGUGGCAAGGGACUAUGCCCACAGGAGGCACGCCUUCGGGAAGGCCAUCGCCGAGCUGCCGCUCCACGUCCAGACUCUCGCGCAGCAGGAGGUCGCCUACAGGGGCUGCCUGCAGCUUCUCUUCCACACGGGCAAAAUGGAGACGGGCCGCGCCACCAAGGGCGAGAACGAUCUGCUGCGCGUGCUCACCACCCUCGGCAAGCUGUACACCGCGAAGCUGUCGCUGGCCACCAUUUCGGAAUGCAUCGAGGCCCUCGGCGGCAAUGGCUACAUGGAGGACGCCACCGACCUGCCCGAACUCCUACGCGAACAGCAGGUGAACACGAUCUGGGAGGGCACCACCAACGUGCUGUCGAUGGACAUUCUUCGCAUCCUCGACCGGGAGCCCAACGCCUUUGUCGAGUACCGCAACCACAUCAAUCGCGUGGUGGCGCUGCCUUCCCUCUCGGCGCCGCUGAAGGACUGCGCCGAUCAGGUGCGUCAGGCGGUUAAGGCCCUCACCGACAUCGUGGAGGCCAUCACGCACGACAUGGACACCGACAAGCGCCACGUCUUCUCGCAGUCGAUCGCCCGCGACGUGUCGUACGCGAUGGCGGCCGCCUUCAUCGCCGCGCUGUUGAUCGAGCACGCCGCGUGGCCGGGCGGCGGCGAGGCCGGCCUGACCGGCGCCGAGGACGGCGUGCGCACGUUCGCCGCCCAGCAGUGGUGCGCCAGGCACCUUGCCGGCCACGUCCUCGCUCUCAACGACGCGCUCAACCUCGCCAAGCUCAACCGCAAGAAGGCGAGCUACGAGGCGACGAGGAAGCUGGGGCUGGACGUGGAUCCCAACGGCAACUUCCGGGGCAUGGGCGACCUGUGCCCCGUCACGGGCAAGUACCGCGCCAGCUACUGA